AUGAAGAUGCUAUGGGCCGUAGUCGCACACAGUGCACUGCUUGCAUCAGCAAGUCCCAUGAAACGCGCCGAGGCUUCGGACGACAACAAGGCGUUGAUUGCCAAGCUUAAGACGGACGGCACCAAGCUCGAGCAGUUCCACGACAUUCUGGAUGGCGGUGAUGUCGUCAAGGCUACAGUAUUCGACUUCAACGAACAGUAUCCGGUUCCUGGUGGUGAGGGAGGUGCUGUGUCCAGGGCCUUCAUUGACAACUUCCCCCUACUCAUCGACUCCGGCAUAAGCUUCUCGAUUGCCACGCUCGGACCUUGUGGCAUCUUUUUCCCGCACGUUCAUCCACGUGCCAAUGAGUUCUUCGCCGUCAUUGAGGGCGAAGUGGGAUUCGGUGCUAUGUUCGAGAGCACGAUAAAUCCGUCCGAUGCGGCGAAGCCUCUUGGUACUAUCAAUGGCACGCUGAGUCGAUUCCAGGGCACACUUUUUCCUCAAGGAAGCAUUCAUUGGCAGAUCAACGACUCAGAGAAGUGCGAGAAGGCAACCACCAUUGCCACAUUUAAUUCCGAAGAUGGGGGCAUCACAGCAGUGUUGCAGCAGGUCGCGGAUGGGGAUAAUUUGAAUGCAGGCAUGCAGGAGGCGGAAAUUGGGGAUAUUGAGCAGUACUAUCCCCUUCUGCCUCCGGCGCUUGUUGAUGCUUCGAAGAAGUGUUUGGCAAUAUGCAAGAAAUGA
This is a messenger RNA of Pseudocercospora fijiensis CIRAD86, 720 nucleotides long. RefSeq lists its product as uncharacterized. Gene Ontology annotation, molecular function: manganese ion binding. The transcript has 2 exons. Lineage: Eukaryota; Fungi; Ascomycota; Dothideomycetes; Mycosphaerellales; Mycosphaerellaceae. The record is from RefSeq and is a predicted model, not a curated record. The coding region runs from base 1 to 720 and encodes 239 amino acids. Gene Ontology annotation, cellular component: cell wall.